This is a messenger RNA of Thunnus maccoyii (southern bluefin tuna), 3006 nucleotides long. RefSeq lists its product as uncharacterized. Lineage: Eukaryota; Metazoa; Chordata; Actinopteri; Scombriformes; Scombridae. The coding region runs from base 815 to 1750 and encodes 311 amino acids. The transcript is spliced from 2 exons. The record is from RefSeq and is a predicted model, not a curated record.
GAUGAAGAUCUUAAUUUAAAAUCCCUAACCGGAAGUACUCUGAUCUCAUUUCAGCCGGUUUGACGCAGCUCCUUGUGUGACAGGCGUCCAGAUCUCCCUCACUUUCUCCCUCCAGAGCGCCACAGACACUCAUAACCCGCCCGUUAAGAGGUUUACCUGAACCCGGAGCUGAAGCCUGUGUGGGUGGAUUGUACGACUGAACUACAGACAUUAUUCUUCUCCUGAGAUUGACGGAGCGACGCUUCAUUUUAAUAGCGUUUCUUGAUAUCACAUUCCUGAAGUUUCUGAAGACCUCGGACGACCGACAGCGAGCCCGCCGGAGAUUAUACCCUUCACCCUCUUUGUCUGUGGAGGGAUAAAGAGGAGAGGUCCCAGUGUUUGCUUGGAUAUGGCAUUUCUGUGUAUGAGACAGAGAAAGAGUGAGCUGAUCUGAGGUCAAGGCCUUCCUCCUCUCUCCUCUCCGCCCCCCCCCCCCCGGAGUCACAUGUCAGUGUGAAGCACAACCCCCGGGGUUGCUAUUGCUACACUGACCGACCUAAAUACUUGAAUACUCACUAGGAGAAGCAGCACAGACCGGAGUUUUCAGUUGGGAGUGGAAAGAGCCAAGAGAGAGCUUCUUAUCAACUGAGUUUGCUUUGUGAGCUGUUUACACUUCAGCUUCGUUUCUCCUGCUGGUUUCAGUCACCCUGAGAAACUGACUGCCACCCAAAUCUACAGACUAAUCCAGCGAGUGGACCUAAGGAGCCGCUUCUCUCAGAUACAGGAGCACACAGAGUUUUCUGUGGAGAGACUGAAUCGACCUUUCAGAGGCAAAAUGCCAGCAAAGACGCCCAUUUACCUAAAAACUACGACUCCCAAGAAGGGGAAGAAGCUGAAGCUCCGUGAUGUCCUCUCAGGUGACAUGAUCAGCCCACCGCUGGGCGAUGUACGUCACAGCGCCCACGUGGGGCCUGAAGGGGAGGGUGACAUGUUUGGAGACGUGGGUUUCCUUCAGGGCAAGAUGGACAUGCUGCCGUCCCUGAGCCGGGUGCAGAACGGGCACGCGCGCUCUCACAGCGUGGAGAGACACCUGGAUGAAGUCACCCCAAAACAGGACUCGCACAGCUACGCCUACAACGGUUACCAUUACCAGCACUCCUCCCCAGGCCUGCUGAAGACCACCAUCUCCAUGCCUGUGUUCAUCGCCCACGAACAGGCUCCACCCAAACCCCCGCGCCUCCACCUGGACGACCCCUCGCCUUCUCAGCAAAACCACUUCCACCACCAUCAGCAGCCUACAGAGACCAGCUACAACCAGACGCAGAGCAACGGCUACAGUCACACAGACGGCACCCACAGCCAGCAGCACCCCACGCUGUCACUCUGUGGGAACGGCGUGGUCGGCCGUUUGGCGUCGGAGCCCUGCCGUGACAUCUCCCUCUCCCCCGCCAUCCGCAGGCUCGUCCCCUCUUCUAGCUCCUUCUCGGAGGCCUCCUCCGAGGACUCCAUGUCGGAGACCUGCGGGCCCCUGGACGCUCACCGGGGCCUCAGCCUCGACUCUGACGCCGGCCUGAGCAACGAGGAUCUGAGGAGCGAACGCAGCGAGUCGCCCUGCGCUCCCUUCCAUCUCGCCGGUCUCACAGCCCCGUCCAAUGUGUCGCGGUCAGACUCGAUGGCCGGGCUAGACCUGGAUCUGGGGCCCUCCAUCCUGGAGGAUGUGCUGAGCAUCAUGGACCGCUACAAGGGCGUGGACGACCGCUGUGAGCUGUGAAGAACGGAGAGAUUAAUGAGACAUACAUAUAUUUUUUUAUACAUGAUUUAAAAAUAUCCUUAAAAACUCUGUGAACAGAGUAAAAGAGGACAAGGGAUGAAGGACUGGAGGGUUGAGAAAAUGCCUUUUUUCAAGAGAACUUGCCAGCUGGGUUUAAAGGUAGUGAAAGACUGAAGAAAGGUGAGAUACAUGUGGACUUUAUAGUGCUGGGACGUUGCUGCCCUGCAUGACAGCAGCCAAGGCAACAGGCUGGUCCUUAGGAGCCUUUAUCAAAGCUGAACCUCAUAAACAUUCAAACUGUAAGAUAACAGUUGUUAUCACAAACUUUAGCUAUACAUUCCCCCCUUUUUUUUUUUUUUUUUUCUUCUUUGAACAAAAUAUCAGCCAUUAUCCACAAUGCAUUGUCUUUUAAUCAGACUUCUGUCCACUUUUUUCUGCUUGUUAAUGGUUAACAAACUGCAAACUAAGCCAGAUAUAAAUGUCUGUAGACUAACCUGGAGGGAAAACGGGAGAGAAAUCGCCAGCUGUGAACAAAUUUCAGGAGCGGCAGCAAGACUCGCUUAUCCGUCGAGGGGAAAACGUCAGCUGCUAAUAUUUCUCACAACUUUGUACAUCGGUGUCACUAGAUUAUGCUUUUGUUUACAAAAUGUGAAUUUUUUUCCGCAGUAGAUUUCAGACGACACGUGCUCAGUCCAACUAAGCUGAACAUAAAUAGUAUGACGCUAUAGGCCAUAUUCUGUCCUAAUUCACUUCUGCUGCCUAAAAUAUCAGUUUCAGCCAUGAAAAGGUUUCAGAAGACUGAAUAUUUUCUCUCUUUAACUGUAAUGUUUCAUAUCCAGAUGAGAUGUGCAGAUCGGUUCAUUUUCCUCACAUACUGUAACAGAUGAAAAGCUGAAAUGGUUUCUACUUGCCAUCUAGUGUUGCUUUAGAGAACAGCGGUGCGGACGUUUCAGUAGCAGAUUUGAUUCUUUUGAUCAGAGGGAAACAAGUGAUGCUUAUUCUUGUUGUUUAACUAAUAAAAUGGUGUAAAAGUGUAAGAAAAGUGCUGCUUCGUAGAUCAUUUUCAGAUACUGGUCUUUUUUUAAGAAAAAAAACAAAACAAAACAAAAAUAAAAACACUCAUCUUCCAUGUUGUGGCUCACUGUCGGCCUCCCUAACAUUCACUGUCUGCAUUAUCACAGUAGCCUAUUAUUCAAAAAGUCAUUUAUGCAUAUCUCUGUAAAUGUAUGAAUAAAAUGUUCCUAUUACAAAAACAA